GGAUUUUUUCAUAAGCAUGUCUGAGACGCUGAAAUAUAAUGAUGAUGACCAUAAAACUGUAUUUUUAAAGACCCUUAAUGAGCAAAGACUUGAAGGUGAAUUUUGUGAUAUUGCUAUUGUGGUUGAAGAUGUAAAAUUUAGGGCACAUAGGUGUGUACUUGCUGCUUGCAGUACAUACUUUAAAAAACUUUUCAAGAAGCUGGAAGUUGAUAGUUCCUCUGUCAUAGAAAUUGAUUUCCUGAGGUCUGACAUAUUUGAGGAGGUCCUCAACUAUAUGUACACUGCUAAAAUUGCAGUUAAAAAGGAGGAUGUGAAUCUAAUGAUGUCCUCAGGCCAAAUACUUGGUAUAAGAUUUCUGGAUAAAUUAUGCUCUCAAAAACGUGAUGUUUCCACCUCAGAUGAAAACCCUUCUUCUCCAAAAAAUAAAUAUGCUUAUGAAACCAGCUUAAAGAUAAGUCGUCCAGGUGGUGAGGCCAAUGACAAUCAAGAUGAUGAAGUUGAAGAGAUUGGAGAUCAUGAGGAUAGUCCUUCAGAUGACACAGUUGAAGGAACUCCUCAGAGCCACGAAGAAGAAAAAUCACCUACCUCUACUCUACGAGUUCAAGAGGCCAUUCUAAAAGAAUUAGGAAGUGAAGAAGUGCGAAAAGUCAAUUGUUAUGGUCAAGAAGUUGAGACAAUGGAGACAACUGAACCUAAGGAUUUAGGGUCACAGACACCUCAAGCUCUAACUUAUAAUGAUAGCAUUAAUGAAGUAAAAGAUGAACAAGCACAGGCAUGGACAACGACAGGUGAUAUGAAAUUUGAGUACUUGCUUUAUGGUCAUAGGGAGCAGUUUGCAUGCCAAGCUUGUGGGAAGACUUUUACAGAUGAGGCUCGUCUGAGAAAGCAUAAGAAGCUGCACACAGCUGACAGACCAUUUGUAUGUGAAAUGUGUGCCAAGGCUUUUACCACACAGGCACACCUAAAGGAGCAUUUGAAAAUUCAUACAGGAUACAAGCCCUACAGUUGUGAAGUGUGCGCCAAAUCUUUUAUCCGUGCCCCAGAUCUCAAGAAGCAUGAGCGAGUACACAGUAAUGAGAGGCCAUUUGCAUGCCACCAUUGUGAUAAAGCAUUUAAACACAAAUCCCACCUUAAAGACCAUGAGAGAAGACACAGAGGCGAGAAACCAUUUAUUUGCGCUUCAUGCCCAAAAGCAUUUGCCAAGGCUUCUGAUUUAAAACGUCAUGAAAACAAUAUGCAUAGCGAACAGCGCAAACAGGUGACAAGUAAUGCCAUUCAAAGUGAAACAGAGCAAUUACAAGCAGCAGCUAUGGCUGCUGAAGCAGAACAGCAACUUGAAACUAUUGCUUGCAGUUAA
Messenger RNA from Staurois parvus, 1357 nucleotides. Lineage: Eukaryota; Metazoa; Chordata; Amphibia; Anura; Ranidae. The record is from the annotation of a GenBank genome assembly.